AACAUGUCCAGACCCCUUCACUGCAAAACAUAUAAAACCAGCAGCCACAUCAUCCCCCAUUCCCACACUCAGUCCCCCUACCCCAACCUAAAAUCCCUAAAAUCAAUGUACGAGACCUACAUCACCCCUCCAAAACAUGACCUGUCCAAAGCCACAGAUCUUUGUCUUGAAAAUACUGUGGUAGAGAAGAGGAAGAAAAGCAGGUCGAACAGUCUUGUGAAGUAUUUAGUAGGGUUUAAGAAAGGGAAGAUUGAAGCAUUAAGAGUAAUGACAUUGGAAGGAUGAAGACUGAGAAGAAGAACACCCACACAUUAUGCAAGGGAGCAGGACUUCAACCUCAAUUCCAAUAGAAAUUCCAAGAUUAUUUAAUUUGGAAAGAUACAAGAAAAAGUAUGAAACAAAGAUAAAUUCUAAAUUAGAAGAGUUUAAGAAGACUAAAAGAGAUCUGAACAAAGCAUCGAUGAAGAAUUAUAUCUCAAAGCAUGGAGCAAGGACGAACAGGUGUAAUAAGUCUUCAAAGAAUUCACUGAUUUCUCCAAUUUCUCAAACUUCUUCUCCCUUGCACCCUAGUAGUAGGAAGAAACAGAAGUCUCCAUACAUGUCAGGAAAAGCUGGAUUAAAGGAAUCCCCUUAUUAUACAUCACCUGUAAGGAAAGCUACUUCUUCCGAAUCUAAGCUCCUCACUGAGCCUAAAUAAAUUCAGUCUAAAACAGGCAUCAAGUAAGAAGCACAACACGUGUCAGAAAUCUCAUAAAAGAGACACUACCUCCCGCUUCACCCCAAAGAAGCCAUUCGACAUCCCUAUGAUCCACUUAACUCACCGUAGAAGUAGCCAAAAGACUCUAAAAUCUACCCAAAAGACGCCUGAUGCAAGGCCGAAAUCCAGAGAUUCCUCAUUAUUGAAAUGUUGUACUCCUUCUAAGACAGAAGCCAACUACUCACCUGAGAUCAUCCUGAAAGUUACUAUUCUAGAUGCGGCUUGCAAAGUAAUGUCUCGUAAGAAUCCUUUAAGAUCUGCCAAAACCAGAAGAAAAAUGAGGAUUAGUAAAUAAAUUUUUAUCCCUUCGAAAGUUAUCCAAAAAACGGAAUGAGAUUAAGAACAGAAAGAGCUGAGAGAGGUCUACUGAAGAGCAAUCGGAGGAGAGACUUUCAAUGAAAAAUAGCGAGUGCUGUGCGCAGAGUUUAUCUAAAAGCGACUAUACUAAAAACCAUACCAGCUUAAGUAUUAAGUUAACAAAUCAGAAUAAGAAAGAUGAUAGAAGAAAGAACAUUGGUAUAAAAAGUAUCUUUGUUGAAUUAUGAUAAGAUUUCAAUUUUA
Molecule: messenger RNA, 1318 nt
Organism: Moneuplotes crassus
Lineage: Eukaryota; Ciliophora; Spirotrichea; Euplotida; Euplotidae
Source: the annotation of a GenBank genome assembly